This is a messenger RNA of Gavialis gangeticus (Gharial), 750 nucleotides long. RefSeq names its product sulfiredoxin 1 (gene SRXN1). Bases 152 to 508 code for a protein of 118 amino acids. NCBI's taxonomy places the organism in Eukaryota, Metazoa, Chordata, Crocodylia, Gavialidae. The record is from RefSeq and is a predicted model, not a curated record. Gene Ontology annotation, cellular component: cytoplasm. Gene Ontology annotation, biological process: cellular response to oxidative stress. Gene Ontology annotation, molecular function: sulfiredoxin activity. The transcript has 2 exons.
GCCCGCCUUGUGCAAGGCUGGUUGUGCUGCAUCACGCUGAGUCUGUCCCCAGGAAGCUCACGCCCAGAUUCCAGGCCCGGGCAGGGCAGGCGGGGCCGCAGCUGAGCGGGUGUCCAGCACUCCUUCCCUGCAGCCGCCGGGCACGGCGGGCAUGGGGAGCCAGGCGGGUGAGGGGCCGGGAGGCUGCAGCAUCCACUCCGCCGGCAUCCCCGCGGUGCACAGCGUCCCCAUGAGCGUCCUCAUCCGGCCCCUGCCGCCCGUGCUGGACCCGGGCAAGGUGCAGAGCCUGAUGCGAACCAUCCAGGAGGACCCCGACAAGGUGCCCCCCAUCGACGUCCUCUGGAUCACAGGCAGGCAGGGUGGGGACUACUUUUACUCCUUUGGGGGCUGCCACCGCCACGCCGCCUACCAGCAGCUGGGUAGGGAGACCAUCCCCGCCAAAAUCGUCCGCUCCACCCUCCGCGACCUCCGCACCUACCUCGGCUCCUCCACCCCCGAGCUGCAGUAGGGCCCUUGGACCCCCCCGCCGCGGGCACUGACAGCCGGACCUGCCGUGCGCCACCAGCCCUGGCGAUGCCUUGUGCCCCCGCCUGCCUGGCUGAGGCCACAAAGAGGCCGCCCUGCUCGGCCCCCACGAAGGAAGGAGCCUCCAGGGACCAGGCAGUCCGUAACGGGCAGGGGAGAGGGGUGAUGCUUUUUAAUGCCAGGGCUUUGUGUGUCUGUAUAAUAAUAAAGCCAGUCUGGGUUCUG